AUGGCGUCGAGUUCCGACGAGGGCGAGAUCAUGGAGAAUGACGCCGUGGAUUUGAAGGCAACUUCACUGCCGAAGAAGUUUGAAGGAAACGGUGUUGACCGUCAAGACAGAACUCGAGAUAGACGCUCGGCCUCCAACUCCCCCGAGUACGACAGUUCCUCCAGAAACAACUACCACUUUUCGAGACGCAGCCGUUCCCCCCCGCCGCCCCGCGGCUUUAAGCGCGCCCGUGACGAGCGUGACUACGCUGGUGGAGGACGACAGGAAACCCGCCGCUUCCGCGUGCAUUACGAAGACGGCGCAAGGGAUGACUACCGCCGCUCACGCGUAUCGUACGAGGACCUAGACCGCCCGCCGUCCCACGGCUCGAACACCAGCUACGACGGUCGCGACAGGAACCGCAGCCGCGAGAGAGACGUAUACAGAGACAGGGACAGGGAGCGCGAUCGCGAGAGGGACCGAUACCCGGAUAAGAGACAGCGUAACCGUACCAGGUCGCCUUACCAGCCCCCGCGCGGUGAGCGAGGAGGUCGCGAUGAUCACUACGCCAGAGACGGCGGGCGCGAUCGUCUCACCGAUUCGUUCCGCGGCUUAAAGUACGAUGACAACAGGGACCGAAACGCCCGAAACGGAGGCGCGGCGCCGAACGGGGUCGCUGUAGGAAUGGAUUCGCGCGCUUCCAGACAAGAUGCUAAACCUGUGAAAGACUCUGCAGACCGUGAAAAUUCUGCGGCUUCUCGCUCUCGGGGCCAGGCGUCCGUCUCCCCUCCUCCCUCCAAGAGGACUCGGUUCCUGCUAACGCCCGACGAUAGCGCUCCGCAGGUGGUGGAACCUGAUCAUAGCUACGAUGAGCCCGAGGAGCCGAUGGUUAUUGACGAGGAAGCUGAGAUCGAACGCAGGCGACGACGCCGUGAUGAGCUACUCGCAAAGUCUAGUUCAGCUACUCCACUGCUUAUUCACGCAUUGCAUGCGACUGACAAGUUGGCGAUUCCAUCACCAGCCCGGGAAAGCACUCCAACAGCGGAUAUCGGUACCCCAGGCACAGGUGAGCAUCUUGUCCUCCAAAGUUUGACAGGUGCUAAGUUCGCAGACAUUGCCUCACCAGCCCGAGACGGAAGUUCGCCUGGCGCUAUUGACAUUGUGAAUGAGAGUGACCUCAUGAACACUCAUGGCGGUGGCGACGCAACGGAAGAGGACGGCCCCUCAGCUGCAGAUUACGAUCCCACGGCCGACAUGAAGGAGGACGAGAGGCGCGAUGAACUGCGACACGGCAACGUGGGCGUUCAUGGCGAAGCUCCUGACAUAAAGAACGAGACGCAGCCACACGAUCAACCUCAGGAAGCCCCCGCGAAGAAGUCAUCAGAAGACGACGACGACGAUGACGAUUUCGACAUGUUUGCUGAAGACUUCGAUGAUGAAAAGUACGCCGCACCUAACCCCGUCAAGGUAGCUGUGGUGGACGAGUCCAAGGCCUCGCCCGCUCUUGCGCCGACAAACGGAGCCAUUCUCGAGGGCGACGACAAGGACGGUUAUUACAAGCUUCGCAUUGGCGAGAUCCUCAACGGCCGUUAUCAAGUCCAGUCGGCUUUGGGCAAGGGUAUGUUUUCCGGCGUUGCGCGGGCCAUCGACAUUACGAACAAGAAACUGGUCGCUGUCAAGAUUAUGAGAAACAACGAUGCGCUGAGGAAGGGAGGUUUCACCGAGAUUGCCAUUCUGCAAAAGCUCAACGACGCCGAUCCAGAAAAUCGCAAGCACAUUGUCAAGUUUGAACGGCAUUUCGACCACAAGGGCCACCUGUGCAUGGCGUUUGAGAACCUGAGUCUUAACCUGCGCGAAGUGCUCAAGAAAUUCGGCAACAAUGUCGGUAUCAACUUGAGUGCUACGCGAGCAUACGCCCAUCAAAUCUUCAUUGGCCUUGCUCACAUGCGCAAAUGCAGUGUCAUCCAUGCAGAUUUGAAGCCUGACAAUAUCUUAGUCAACGAGAGCCGAAAUGUGCUCAAAAUCUGUGACUUGGGAACCGGCAUCGACAAGUCUGAUGCAGCCACAGCGCACAACGAGAUCACCCCGUACCUAGUCAGUCGCUUCUACAGAGCACCAGAGAUCAUUCUCGGUAUGCCCUACGAUUACUCCAUCGACAUGUGGUCCAUCGGUGCCACCUUGUACGAGCUGUACACGGGCAAAAUCCUCUUCGCGGGCGACAGCAACAAUCAGAUGCUCAAGGCCAUCAUGGAGAUCCGUGGCAAGAUCACGCCAAAGCUCUACAAACGGGGUCAACUCUCGGCGAUGCACUUUGAUGAAAUGGGCAACUUUGUCAGCAUGGAGCGGGACAAGGCGCUUGGAAAGACAACCGCCAGGGUCCUGCCCGUCGUCAAACCAACGCGUGAUCUGCGCACCCGCCUCUUUGCCGCGUCAGCGGGUAUGAACGACGCCGAGACGAGGGACCUGAACCAUUUUGUCGACCUGCUCGAGCACUGCUUGACGCUUAACCCGGAGAAGAGGAUCAAGCCCGCCGACGCGCUGAGGCAUCCCUUCUUUAUUGCGAAGGCCGCCGCGCCUGUGAAGAGAUGA
Messenger RNA from Colletotrichum tamarilloi, 2568 nucleotides. RefSeq lists its product as uncharacterized. The record is from RefSeq and is a predicted model, not a curated record. Gene Ontology annotation, molecular function: protein serine/threonine kinase activity; ATP binding. Lineage: Eukaryota; Fungi; Ascomycota; Sordariomycetes; Glomerellales; Glomerellaceae. The transcript has 3 exons. Gene Ontology annotation, biological process: peptidyl-serine phosphorylation; mRNA cis splicing, via spliceosome; peptidyl-threonine phosphorylation. Bases 1 to 2568 code for a protein of 855 amino acids.